This is a messenger RNA of Echinococcus granulosus, 1398 nucleotides long. Its product is annotated as WD repeat-containing protein 53. Gene Ontology annotation, molecular function: protein binding. NCBI's taxonomy places the organism in Eukaryota, Metazoa, Platyhelminthes, Cestoda, Cyclophyllidea, Taeniidae. The record is from RefSeq and is a predicted model, not a curated record. The transcript is spliced from 7 exons. Bases 1 to 1398 code for a protein of 465 amino acids.
AUGGUUGAGUUAGGACGGUGCCUUGUUAUUUUUGGACUUGUUACUUUGGUACACGCCGCAUAUUCUGCCAUACAGCAUCGCACGUAUCUCAAACUUACUGGGGUGCACUUCGACUAUUUGCCACCUGACAUAUUUUGGCAAACAAUUAUAGGAUUGGUCAUCACAAUCGCCGGUGUUGUCCGUGUUGCUGGUGAUUUCUCAUUAAUAAGCACCACCACUGAUCCUCUUCUUGGGAUUCGUUUGGGAAUCGACCAUCUUUCUACGCCUUUAGCCACCGCCCAUCACUUAUUGCUGAACUUCGUGCGUCAAAGUAAUAAACAGAUGGUUGUGCUAACUUGUCUCUCCGGUCCCGAUACCGUCUCGUGUCUUUCUUUCUCGAAUAAGCUUUUGGCUCGUGGUUUCGAAAAUGGUAGUAUUCAUCUCUCGCCCCCAAAUAACUGCACCUUUCUCACCGUCCUAUCCCCAUCCUCUGAGCCUUGCACAGCUAUUGCUUUUGCUGGGGAUGAUUCUGAUGUAUUUUACUCCUCCUACGGCGGAAACAUUGUCUUUUGGGAUCUUCGUAAUUAUGAGACUCCAGUAAAUGUUUGGAAGGUCAGUGUUGAUGAAAUAAACUGCAUUGAUGUGGACAUACAAGACGAGUGUCUCGCCACAGCAGAUGAUGUUGGGGUAGUUUCCCUGGUUUCCUCGCUAACUGGGGAAGUUACGCGUGUCUUUCAAGACCAUGACAAUAUCUGUUCUGCCGUCAGAUUUCGUCCCUUUUGGCAAGACCAGCUCAUUUCCUGCGGCCUGGACUGUCGCCUUGUUGUGCGCGACUGGAAAGCCAUUGGUCACAGGUGCAGAACCCUAGAAAUGGCUGAUCUCGUUGAUCCUCGUCGCUAUGUUAGUUUAUUGGAUACAUAUUUGAAUGAAGGUGAAGCCCCCUGUAGAAGAAGAGGGAACAGAAAAACUGGCUGGGGCACAGCCUCAUUUCUUAUCGCAUCGUCACUCACGCCCGAGGAGGUUAGGCAGAUGAUGGCAACACGUGCUUUGGGCCCGGGUUUUCCAUUCAACCCACCGAUGAUUCACAGUCUUGGUUGCGAUGAGUCGGGUGACUAUGUUGCCGUCGGUCUUGGUAAUGGCACCGUGGAAGUAUUUCAGGGUGACAGGAAUCUCCGACAUGUUAAAUCCCUCCUUGGCCACAGGCGAUCAGUUGCUGCGUUACUGCCUAUUGGAAACUCGCAUCUGCUAAGCGGCGGCGACGAUUGUUGCUUCUUCCUUUGGGAGAUGUCCUGUGGCGGCGUAGGUCAGCGAUUUGUCCAUUCGGAGAAAAUUGGCGCUCUUGCCGGCCGUGAACUCUCUCGAAUCUUUGUGGCUGAUAAUACAUCUGAUGUUAAAGUGAUGGACCUUACGUGUGCGUAA